Rhipicephalus microplus (southern cattle tick) is the source of this 1695-nucleotide messenger RNA. Its product is annotated as ATP-binding cassette sub-family C member 2. Gene Ontology annotation, molecular function: ATP hydrolysis activity; ABC-type transporter activity; ATP binding. NCBI's taxonomy places the organism in Eukaryota, Metazoa, Arthropoda, Arachnida, Ixodida, Ixodidae. Gene Ontology annotation, cellular component: membrane. The record is from RefSeq and is a predicted model, not a curated record. Gene Ontology annotation, biological process: transmembrane transport.
CAAGCCUCUGUGCAUCACAGAACAGCCGCAAAGUUCCAACAUAUAAACCAAGUUCCAGAACUACCCCAGUGCGCAGUUUGUGAUAGCGGUUGUGGUGCUUAUACUGCGAAAGUAUUCACAGCCAAAACCGCUGAGUUGAAGCGCACAGACAUCAUCUGUGAUUGGCGGUUACGUCAAGGCCGGAAUCUGAGGAAAGCGAGGCAAGAUGCCAGUUACACUGACGCCAGACAAUGCCUCUGCUACGCUUAAGGUAGCUGCUUUGGCUGCGCUGGUCGCAGUCGGCUGGGUGGAGCUGAAGCCUAGAACUACGCGGAUCAUCGGCCACACGCGAGGAGUCACACUUCUUGACCUCGCACAUUUUGUUUUGUCACUCGUGACUGUGUUCCUCUACGUGGCGAAGUCUUCUAUUCUCUGGCCACACAGUGUGCUCUAUCCUCUGGAUGAAGUGGCCGUGCUGAACGUAGCUGCAUGCGACUGCGUCGCGGCGAUCACUGUCGCCAUCGUCUUUUUGGCAUCUCUACAAAGGUUCUUCUGCGCGCAGUACUCGUCGUCGUACAUGUUCCUUAUUGUGGCCAUGGUUUUCACGGCAUCGGUCACAGAUUUCUGCAAGUUUGAAACAAGUCUCGCAACCUUAGAGUCCGUUUCAGAUGGCGAUUUUAGGAUAAGCCUCGUUGUCCUGAAUACCCUGCUGCUUUGUAUCACUGCUGGCAACCUUGUUGCGACAGGCCUGCGGGACACCCUUGUUUACAAUCAACGAUCAGGAAAGUUCCAAAUGACUGAAGAAGAAGAGUCAUAUUCACCAUUAGGCCUCUUCAUCUGCAGUCCCAUUCACAGAAACCUCAAGAAUAUUCUGGGGAGAUCCGUCACCAGAGUUCAGGAACUUAUUAAGCCAAGCCUUCACAGUUUGUGUGCAAGAACGGUAGGCAAGCUGUACAGUGUGGUGCCAAAGAGUGAGGUCCCCGGAAGCAAGCGGCGUUUCAUGUUGGGACUACUUCGUGUUACGUGGCGUGAUUUGGUGUGGAUUCUUUGCUCUGGCUUCGCCUACUACCUUGUUGUCAUCGGAAGGGCCCUGGUACUGGAGUCUCUGAUUGCGGGAACGUCGAGCAUGAUGUCCAUGGUGCUCCUCUUCGCGAUCUCUUGCCUUGCAGAUGCAGCUCUCACGUGCUACAUGAACCACAAUGCACUGCGGUUUACAGAGAAAGUACAGGUGCUGACUCAAGGCGCAAUUCUACGAAGGGUGCUCAACUACUCUCCGGCGGCACGCGCAAAGGUUUCCUCCGGAUACAUCGUGUCUGUGAUGGGCGUUGAUUGUACGAUUCUAGCGUUCAGUGCCCAGCUCAUUCUCUUGCCUCUGUCGGGCCUGCUCAGCUUGCCAAUUGCCCUCUACAUGCUUACGACUCGAGUUGGCCUGGGCCCAGGACUGAGCUGCGCGUCGGUACUAUUCGCCGCACUGAUUGGAUUUUGGAUUGCGGUGAUGUCGUACUACAGCCUACAGUGUCGCAGUAUGAAGCUUCGCGACGACCGACUGAAGAGCAUGCUCGAUCUGCUCAGUUCCAUACGGACCGUGAAGAUGUACGCUUGGGAACAAAGUCAUCUCGACUCCCUCAAGCGCCUUCGAGAGCGAGAGUUAAAGCAUGUUCUCAGAGUCAACACAUCAUCAAUGGAACCGUCGAUGCCGUGUACAGUGCCCUGAGU